Molecule: messenger RNA, 16278 nt
Organism: Lymnaea stagnalis (great pond snail)
Lineage: Eukaryota; Metazoa; Mollusca; Gastropoda; Lymnaeidae
Source: the annotation of a GenBank genome assembly
AGCAGAAUAUAAAUUAUAGCAACCGGUUUCAGUGCUUUCUUAUUUUUUUGCUCCUCUGCACAAUAUUGCACACGUUACUGACGUUAAACACUGAGUAAGAAUUAAAACAAUUUAUUGAAAUUCAGUCUGUUAAUUUUUGUCAUCAAACAGUAUAUGAGCAAAGCAAUGACUUUGGUUUUUUUGUUUUUUUUAUUUUUAUUGGUUGUGUAUGAGUGUGAAAGUGAAAUAGUAUUAGUAUGAUACUGAGCCUGGAAGCAGUCUUUACUGCCUUUACUUUAGAAUUUUGAACUGAAUAGGUAUCUCUCUACUAACUCUGCUAGGCGCCUAUUCAAGCUAGAUAUUUUGUUUAUUGAAUUGCAAACAUCAAAAGAUUUAAUUCUUUUAUAUUAAUUGAUUUGAUAAUGAAUGUUAAAUAACUGCAGGUCAGUUUGCAUUAUCAUCUAUAUGAAUCAUGCAUGGUUAACAAUUCAAUAACACUUCAAGUUAAUCUUAGACUUAGAGGGGUUUUUUUUUAGCUCAAGAUCCAAAGUCAAGUAUGACAAAAAAAUGGUUCAAAGUUACACAAUUUUUAGUCAGACUGGACCUCACUUAAGCUAAAGACCCACUAAAGUUAAAGUAAAAGUCAGUGCACCUUUUCAGAUUUUUCUCUGUAACAAUUAUGGGAUGGAGUAUUCCUUCACACUUUGUAACAAAUUUUUAGUCUUUAGUUCCACCUGAGGCUAGGCCUUAUAUAUUUGUUAAAUUUUAAAGAUACAAACCUUCAAUACCAUGUGAUGCUGCAUUAAAUUAAUUACUAAGCAAGUAAAAAGCAAGCAAUAAGAUUGUAUUUUGUAUAAUUUAAUUAAAAAAAAAUUUUUAAGGACUAAUACUGAUUCUUACCAGGCACAAACACAGUUUUACUCCUUUUUGUUCCCUCUUACUAAACUAAGUAAAUAACGACAUCUCCAGAAUGCAAUCUUUUUUUUUACAACUAUAUUUAAUCUAGAAUAUAUGACCCGAUGUUAUCGGGAUAAUAAUGGUAGGUCCUGUGUGAUAAUUUCAAUCUGCUAUUGCAAAAACUCAUCACAAUUUCUAACUUUAAAAAGAAGUAGGACCCUAUCUAUGUAAUUAUAUUUAAGUUUCUAAAAUCAUUAAGUUUUGAGAAGAAUUUAUCUACUAUAUAUUAUCCGCCUACCCUACUCUCUUUCACGCCCCUAAACUACUUUUUUUUCUCCCUCUAAACAUGACCUUAAAUUACCAGACCUGUUUACUCUUACGAUUUUGGCGUACAAUGUACGAUUUUGAGGUGUAUACACUGAUACUUUUGUUUAUUUUUUACUAUUAAGAUAAUGUAUUUAACGAUUUUGUGAUGAUAUUGUACGAUUUUGAGAGUUUGGGGGUAAACAGGUCUGAAUUACUCAAUCUCAAUUAUCAUUAAUUAUAUAACUUUUGUCACUAAAGAAGUUAAUCGAGGGACGAUUUCUACGCUAGAGAAAUACUUUGACUUUAGAUUUACCCCUUUUCGUGCCCUUGAACUACAACUUGUUUUUCUCCAAAAAUUGUGAAAACAUAAUCUUAAAUUUACAAAAAACUCUAUAUGUAAUAUAAAUUUAUUUUAUAUUAAAGGAAUUUAAAAAUUGAUAUCUUCAUCAAAAAUUUUUUUAAACUUUCGUCUUGUUUUUUUAAAUUAUAUAUUGUCAAAAAAUUGUAAAACAAAGAAUUCUUUUAUCUAAAGAAGAAUCUCGCAACCAUUUUUCAGGUCAAUAACAGACUUGAAUGUUAUUUUUUUUAAAAUUGUUAAUCUCAUAAAAAUACACACCCACUUUACUUUUUGCAAAGUAAAAACAAAAAUAUAGAUUCAUUUUUUUUAAAGAAAAUAUUAACCCAUCUAUUUUUUUUAAAUAUUAAAUUUACAAGUGUUUAAAAUGAUUGGGUUUUGAUUUUCAUGGGUAUACCUAUAUAAAUGAAUCCACGUUUUGUUAACGCCAUUGAUUUUCUUAAUUGGUAAACAUAUAUUUAUUUGUAAAAUGUAACAUCUCUUUUUUUCACAAAUGUAAUACCACAGGAUUUAAAUAUAUUGUCAUCCUUGUAAAAAUGUACACAUGCUAUUUCUUACCUCUGAUAUGUAUGUACCCAAGAAAGUUAAUUAUGUAUCAAAUUCAUUCCUAUACAUAUCUUGUGCUGCCAGGUCCAAAACGACCUAACCCCCCCUCCCCAUUUAAUAAAAAUUAAUAAAAUCUUCCACCAGAUGUAGUCCCUUCCAUACCCAAACUAACAUAUUUUGCACUUCAUAUGGUUUGGUCUUAUUUGGAUUUUCUCUUCUUAUAUUUGAGGGGCUCACGAUCAAUUUGUUGAUCAUUCUGGCUCCUGGUUUAAAUUCAGAGUUUGCCUUCUCUUAGAUGGGUUGCCGUCUCAUUCUUAUUUAUAUAUAUCUUGAUCAACAAGCCUUUAAAAAAAAAUUAUUUUUGUAUAUAAAAUUGUUCCUUCUAUUUAAAAUAUAUUUUAUAAAAAUUUAUUGCUUUUGUUUUUCUUAUAUAACAGAAAAUCUGACAAAAUGGACAGUGAGCAUCAGCCACUGGCAUCGUCUUCCACAACUGAACUUUAUACUCAGGAUGCCCCUCCUUCGAAUGAUCCGGCUUUUAGUCAUGAAUCAUUGGAUGUAACUGGCAAAAGUAACGCACCGACAACUCCUUGGUAUAUUCUUCCAAAACGAUACGUCAUUGCUGCUAUGGCUUUUCUUGGGUUCGGUGAGCUUAGGAUGUCGCAGCUUUAUAUUGUGAUGAAAUCAGUGUUGUUCAUGCUUCUUGAUUGUCAGUGGUCACACAUUUCUUUGGUCAUCCCCAUUUUUGAUUAUGCUGCCCACAGGUAAUGUUUUUAGUUAUUGUUUUUAUUAUCUACUUUUUUUUUCCUUAAAUGGUUUUGUUAAAAACAAAAUCUGCAUUCUUUUUUUAAAUGAAUAGCAUAUUAAAUCUUGGCACUUUUUAAAUUGUGAAACAAGCUAACAAUAUAGCCAUAAUAAAUUAACAUUUUUAACUGACAACUUAAGGGAAAGGCAAGUCUGAUUUGGUUAAAGAAAUAUUUAAAUUAUUUGGAUUCUCCAGUGCAUAAAUAUUUAUGUUUUAAAGUAAAUCAAACAGUUGUUGGAAAGGAGGGAGUAGUAUUAAAGAUGUAUUUGCAGUGAAAGAAUUACUGUAAAAUUGAGAUGAUAAAUUUAAAACAUUCCUUGAACCCUUUAUUGAUUGCGACUAUAUCAGACAAGCUUAUUAGCCAACAGAAAAAAACAGUGUAAUAAUUUCUUUAUAUCAAACAUGAUUUUAACUAUGCAUAUUAUUUUUUUCAUAUUUAUAUUUAUUACUGUGCUUGCAUUAUUUCCAUUAAGUUAAAUUCUUUUUAAAAAAAAGUUUAUCAUCAAAUCUGUUAAAGGCCAUUUAAUUGAGCACUAAAUCAUAUAAUUUAAAUUAAACAUGUAAUUUCUUAUAUAUUUUCCUAGCUCAUGAUGAAAAAAAAAGCUCUAAAUGAAGAAAUAGAUUUAUUCUUUUUAGUUUGUGAUAAAAAAAACAAAGGUUUUGCAAAAUAUAAUUUUAAGCAUUGAUAUGUAGAUUUAUAAUGAAUAGCUUUUUUAAAAUAAAAUUCCUAUUACCCUUAUUAUAUAAGGCUAGUAUCUUUGCUGUUUUUUAAUUUUAAUUUUUUAUUUGCUUUUCAUAUAUCUCCUCUGAAGAUGUCAUUUGAUAAUGUAAAUUAGUAAAAUUAAAAUGUAAAAUUCGCUUAAAUUCCAGUCCCGAGUCAAGACAGUAAUGUUAUUCUUUAGAAAAUAAAACCCACAUGUGUACAUACACAAAUGUCUCAUCUUUUAAAAGGAAAUGAGUGAAUACUCUGCAAUUAAGCACAAGUAAUCUCAGAUGGUCUUACUCUUCACUGUUUUAUCGUGAGAGUUAAUGCUGCAAAUCAUUAGGCUCUUAUGCCAGCAAAUCUCAUCUUCAUUGUUUUACAACGGUAGAUUCUUGGGAGAUAGAGGACUGCACCAAUAGCCAUGCCUCUCAUGCUGCUAAAUAAGCAUGGGACUGAUGUCUUGCAGUAGCAUAUCCAUUUAGCUCAGGGAAGUACAAGUUUCAACAUCUCCUUUAAAUUUGAUGAAAUAACCAGAGCUCCAAGGUCUAAAAUAACAUUCUUACUUCAGAUUCCAUAACUCCAGCUCUGACUCAUGAGAAAUUUUUUGCAACUUUUUUCCUGAGCAAAAGUGUCAUCAGCUGAUCAGACCCCAUUAAUAUAUGUAAGAUCCUACACAAAUCACGUGCUGACUUGAUACAGGGGCAUCUUUCUGCAGUCCAGACAAGACUUGUUUUAAAUAGACUGAAUUAAACCCUAUUAUUUAUUUUAUUAAAUAUUGCUUUAAAUGUUAGGGAAAUUAAAAAUCAGCAUGCAAUGAAAACUUUACUUUUAUUCAGAAGAAAAAAUCAAAGAAUGAAGAUGUAGAGAAGAUAUUCCAAUUUUAUAAUGUUUUAUUCCACCACCAGCAAACCUGUAUGCUUUGAGGGUGAACCUAAGUGUGGCUCUUGUUGCUAUGACCACAAAUAAAAGUGAGAUUAUCAAUGGGACAGCACAUUCGGUAAGUUUAAAUACUUUCAAUUUCUAAGUUAUUAUUGUCAUUAAAGGAGUUCACUGAUUGCUGAUUCCUACGCUAGAGAAAUAUUUCAGAUGUCUUGUGUUGAAAAUGUUUUAAUUAUGAAAUGUUGUGUUGGUUAAAAUAUAUAUUUAUUUAUGUGCUGAAAAUGAAUAUGUACAUGGUAAUCAAUAAAUAUUUCCAUUUAUUUAAAUCAAUAAAAGAAUUUUAUCUUUUAAGACAUUGAUUUUUUUAAAUUUCAUUUUUACUUUGAUUGUAAUUUUUGUCUAUUCUCAAUUGUUCAGUACCGGUAACAUGAAAGAUGUACAUGACAAAUUUUCUUCUUCACCGUUUUCUCAAUAAAAAAACCCAUAAAAACAGCUACUCACUUAAUGACAUAUUUUCCAAUAUUUUUUUAAUGCCCAUCAUCCCAACAGAGAGUGCUUAAAAAAAUGAUAUUUAAGUGUUAAUAAUAAUUGAGCCAUGUGCUAGGUUACUAAAAUCAAAUUUAGCACACAAUAAAAAGUUGAGACAUUUCUUUCAAUUCAGAAAAUUAAUGUCUUGUUUCUUAUACUUAUAGUUGGAAAAUUCUCGUAUGCUUAUAGUUGUACCAUUUCUUAGACUUGCGAAAGAACAAUUUCUAAUACUUGCAGUAGAGCAAUUUAUUAUACUUUUAGUGGAACAAACAAGUUUGCUUACUUUCUGUUUUCAAUCAUGGUGGAAAAGUAAACUUACCACAUCACUGUUUGUGUUAAUACUAGGUGUUUAUUUUGUUAAUUCAUUUGUUAGUUUAGGCAAGAUAACUACAUUUUAAUACUGAGACUUAAAAGGGAAAAAAAAAAAUGUCCUUUGUUAGUUUUAAGGUUAUUUGUUUAUUUAAAAUGUUACAAUUCUUAACUCUGUAGGAUUUUCAAAUUGAACACAUCUAUGCAUUUAUUACAUAUUUAUAAAAAAAUUAUUGAGUCUUUGAAAAAAUUUUAAUCUCCAGAUUUCUGGGCCAGACUUCAACUGGAAUGCACAGAUGCGAGGACAGAUCUUAGCCAGUUUUUUCUAUGGCUACAUUUUCACUCAACUGCCUGGUGGUAUGUAGUGAACUAAAAAUCACCAUUGUUAAGGUUUUAUUUUUAAAAGAGUAAAACAUUUUCCAUUAGCACAGUAUACCCAUAAUAUGAUCUCACUGGGGGCUGGGAAAAUUGGAUUUAUCUGGUUUGAAGAUGAGCAUCAAGAUUUUAUUGGUUAUGAUAUUUCACAUUACUAUGACAAGCAAUUGUUUAAAGAUAAUUACAGUAUUUUAUCAUUUUGUCUCAUAACAUAGUAAUUUUGUUUAAUUACUUUCACUUUAGUUAGUCUUUUUAUUUUUUAUAUCUUUAAAAAAACUCUCCAAAGGGUUCCUGUCAAAUCGCUAUGGAGGCAAAUAUUUGUUUGGUGUUGGAAUAUUCAUGACAGCUCUGCUAACACUGAUCACACCAUUGCUGGCUUCAUGGAGUCCCUACCUUCUGAUUGGCUGUCGAGUUAUUGAAGGUCUCUUUGAGGUAGUUUUACUCAUUUGAAUAUCUUGGUGUCCUCCCUUCUACUUAGUGGUCUCCCCUCCAACACAUUAUGUUGAUGUUCUCCCCUCCCUAAAGCAUUAUAUUUAUCUAUUUAAUUUCUAUUCCUGUUUUGUACUUUUCUGUUUGCUAAAUUACAACAGAGUUGAAAUGUAAUGGGUUUGCUAUACACUAUACACAAUGCUCCUCUUCUUCUCAUUUCUGCUGAUCAUGUCAAUCACAAUGGAAUUAAAAUGUAAAUGGCUUGCUACUUGUUAUAGCAGUGCUCCUCUGUCACAAAUGACUGGGGUGGGGUUUAACAAUGGCGCUACAUUGUUUCUUCAGGUAAUUUAUAGGGUGGACGGGCAUUGUUAUGAUUUUAUUAUGUGUUCUUUUGAUAAUGGUGUUAGUGAGCCAUAAUAGUUUUUUGUUGGGAAAUUCCCCAUACAUGGCACCACAUUUAUUAAAUGAUGAAUGAGCUCACAGGCAAUUUCUGGUGAGAAGAGAGAUGGUUUGUUUUUAAGCGUUGGAGACUAAUGGAUGGUGAUUCCUAAGUGACAGAUGUAGUGUGAAUAACUGCAAUCAAAGAUAGACUUUGGGAUAGGCAAGUAGCGAGGUGUUAACAGUUAAAUAGUCUAAAAAGUCAUAACGUUAGACAUUUUUUAUCUUGGAAAUAAACAUUAUUUUCAUCAUCUGGACACCUGGAAUUUGAGUUGUUUAGUUUUCAUUCAAGUCUACGUUGUGCUUUGUCUGUCCCAACACCUAGAUACUCAUAACAUAAUUCACAGACAGGAGCGGUCCUGUACUGACCACUUACUUAAUCAAAACAGUUUGUGAUAAGUCAGGAUCCUAGCCUUCCCCCGUAACAACCGUUCUGCGACAUCUGGGGGCUCGUACCGGGGUCUAGGCAACAGGAGAUGGACAAAGCUGACGUAACAGAGCUAGAGGCCAGACGUCGCUUUGUUCAAUAGAAGGUGUCACAGGAAAGAUAACGUCAGUGGAGUGCAGACAGGCAGAAUAUAGAAGACCAGCAAUGUACCGCAACGCCAGGCAUUGUGACCCACCCACUUGCUAUAGAUGUCAUCAUGCAGGUCACAUUGUUUUUUGCUGCACCAACCCACGGCGUUGCUACAGAUGCUACUCAACUGGUCAUCUGGCUUGAGAUUGCUGUAAUGAGGGCCAGUGUUUUUGUUGCUAUGAAAGUGGACACCUGGCCAAAGAAUGUAAGCGGCCACGGCUCUGUUUUAGCUGUCUAUGCCCAGGCCACUAUGCCGUGAGGAGACUAUUUCAGGGGCAGUGCUACAUGUGUCACUAACAGGGGCGUAUCAUGAGAAAUUGUCCAGUCGUCCGUGACAUGGCGGAAGAUAGAAAUUCUAGUUGCAGAGAGGUGAAAACGGCAGCGAUUUGUUUCAGAUUAGGAUAGGAAAAGAAGUGUGUAGAAAAGAAAGAGGAAUCGUUAGUAAAGGAGAACAAUAGGACAGGUGUGAUUAAGAGCAGAGAAGAGAAAACAAAUGAUAAUGAAGAUGAAAUUAUUAUAGGAGGAAUUUUGAUUGGCGUUAGAGUGAAGAAAAGCGUCUAUGGGUUAGUUGGAGAUCAAAAGUUCAAAGUGUUCAGACAUCAUCUGUGUAGUGACAUAGUAGUCAUAUAAGACUUAUAGAUGAUAGCAAGUUUACUGGAGAGAAGGGUACGGCCUUGUUGACUGAAGAGAAGUGUACGGCAGUGUUGAUAAAUGAUGCAAGGCUCAGAGGAGAGAAGACGUUUGUGUCAAUCAGCACCCCAUAUGUUUCAGGAAAUGUUCAAGUUGUGUGCAUUCCUGACAUUCUCUAUGAUGUCAUAGUGGGACAAGUUGUUUAGGACGCAUAGUAUUACGAUGUGAGUGAUGACAAUUAUUUAGAGCUGACAUCGACAGGGAUAAAGUUUAGUUUAGUAUGAGGAUAAUUACCAUAUUGUCACCAAGGAGGCUUUCUCAUAGAGACCUUAGGCAUAUUUUUAAAGACUAUAGUAACUUUAAUUAAUUUUGUGGUCUUAUCUCUAUUUGCCUUUUAAAUUUUACAUGUGGAUUGUUUUUUUAAACUUGUGUAAUUUUAGUUGUGUUAGUUAUGUCAUAAUAACAGAGAUGUUGUUAUGGACAUUACCGGUAAUUGUCUAUGUCAGACCGUGCAGAGCAUAUUGUAGGAGAUGUAGAUGUUGUGUAGAGUCUCAAAGAAAAUGUGUUAUUUUGUGUUGGUGGGUUUGAUAAUUUGAUUGUAUUCGUUGUAUGGCUGUAGAUAUGUGUGAGACAGAACUAGAUGGAUAGUUAGUCUACGCUGGACAGGUGUGAGAUAGCAUUAAAUGAAUAGUAUCCUACACUACAUAAUGUGUAGAAUAGCAUGGAAAGGAUGGUUAUAACCUGCACUGGGUAUUAUGUAUGAAGUUAUCAGCUAUAGUUGGAGGUUGGUCAUUUGUGGAGUUUUUUAAAUUUGUCAAUGUAUUGAAAAAAAUUUUUGAAGGUGGAGCAUAUGACACAAAUUAUCACUGGGAACACUGGGGCUACAGGAAGACAGUGUUAACAAAGUCAGGCAUGCUCCUCGACCAACUACGAUAAAGGAGCGUUUCUUCCUUGGUCUCACUGGGUAAAACAAGGACUUCAUACCAAACUAUGCGACCCUUACUUCUCCAUUGACGGCUCUAACUAAAAAGGGACAACCAGACUUAAUUAAAAUGGGGAGAAGACCAGGAAAAAGCAUAUGACGCCAUGAAAUGAGGAAUCAGGAGAGACCAGGUAUACUACAAUCUCUUACGCCAUGAAAGGAGGAAUCAGGAGAGACCAGGUAUACUACAAUCGAGAAAGAGUGUAUGGCAAUAGUGUGGGCCAUAAAAAAAUUCGAACUAUAUCAUUUACGGAAAGCAGUUACAAACUGACCAUCAGCCAUUGCAGUGCAUUAGCACAUCUCGAUUUGUGAGCGCCAGGAUCAUGAGAUGGGCUAUGUUUCUACAGAGCUACAGUUUUUGUCUGCAGUCCAUUGCUGGGGCAAAUUAUGUAGAGGCAGACUUUCUAAGUAGACUUGGCUGUUAAACUACUCUGUUUUCUGAGAUUUAAAUUAUGGCGAGAGUCGAAUUGAAACUAUAUUUUUAAUUAUUUCUCUAUAGUUAAUGUGUAUGAAUGAAACAUGGAUUUAUUAAUCUAAGAUGAAGUAGAUGUUCACGAAGAUACUGUAGUCUCAAAGAUUGUAUUGUGUAUGCUAUUUUAUGGUCACAUUAUUUUGUUUUAUUAUUGAUUGUCAUGUUUAUAACUGUGGGAACCAGGUUGGGCUGUAUCAUGUGUUUGGUCACCAUCUUGUUCCAUCUGUAACUGCGCUUGUCGGUUGUGUCCCUGUAGCGGAGGUAAAAAAAAAAAAUUAGGUUAAGGAGGUGAGCUUGGUGUAUUUGUAAACAUGACCAAGCCAUCUCUUGUUGCUGGGUGAUCUCCAUUCAGACUCAACAUCCCAAAUGCCUGUGUUCCCUUGAUGAUGCCUCCAUUCUAUUGUUGUUUUUUAUCACUUUCACCACUUAUUGUGACCAUAGCUCGUUAGGUCAUUCACUCAGUCAACUCUUUCAGUGGUCUGUUGUUCACAGUGAUUGUUUCAACCUCUCAAUGAUUUAAAUCUCAUGACUAGGCAUUUUUCUGGCAUUGUGUGUAUAAAAUUAUUUUUUUUAAUCUAUUUGAUUUAUAAAAUAUUAUUAUCUGACAAAGCUUCUUUUUUUCCUCACAAACCAUCAGGGAGUGACCUACCCAUCCAUCCAUGCCAUCUGGUCAAAAUGGGCCCCACCAUCUGAAAGGACAAAGCUGGCCACAUUUGGCUUUUCAGGUAGAAGCUUCAGAUAUUUAAAUCUCUUGGGACGUAGGGUGGGCUUUUCAACACAAUUUAUUUUAAAAUGAUUUUUUAAAUGUGUGGGUUGAUUUGACCAAAAUAAGUUAAAAGUAAAACAAUAAAGUACACAUAAAAGCCAACUCAUUACUCUACACAAUUACAUUUCAUAAAAGUCAGCUCAUUACUUUACACAAUUACAUUUCAUAAAAGCCAGCUCAAUACUCUACACAAUUACAUUUCAUAAAAGUCAGCUCAUUACUUUACACAAUUACAUUUCAUAAAAGUCAGCUCAUUACUUUACACAAUUACAUUUCAUAAAAGCCAGCUCAUUACUCUACACAAUUACAUUUCAUAAAAGCCAGCUCAUUACUCUACACAAUUACAUUUCAUAAAAGUCAGCUCAUUACUUUACACAAUUACAUUUCAUAAAAGCCAGCACAUUACUUUACACAAUUACAUUUCAUAAAAGCCAGCUCAUUACUCUACACAAUUACAUUUCAUAAAAGUCAGCUCAUUACUUUACACAAUUACAUUUCAUAAAAGCCAGCUCAUUACUUUACACAAUUACAUUUCAUAAAAGUCAGCUCAUUACUUUACACAAUUACAUUUCAUAAAAGCCAGCUCAUUACUCUACACAAUUACAUUUCAUAAAAGCCAGCUCAUUACUCUACACAAUUACAUUUCAUAAAAGUCAGCUCAUUACUUUACACAAUUACAUUUCAUAAAAGCCAGCACAUUACUUUACACAAUUACAUUUCAUAAAAGCCAGCUCAUUACUCUACACAAUUACAUUUCAUAAAAGUCAGCUCAUUACUUUACACAAUUACAUUUCAUAAAAGCCAGCUCAUUACUUUACACAAUUACAUUUCAUAAAAGUCAGCUCAUUACUUUACACAAUUACAUUUCAUAAAAGCCAGCACAUUACUUUACACAAUUACAUUUCAUAAAAGCCAGCUCAUUACUCUACACAAUUACAUUUCAUAAAAGUCAGCUCAUUACUUUACACAAUUACAUUUCAUAAAAGCCAGCUCAUUGCUUUACACAAUUACAUUUCAUAAAAGCCAGCACAUUACUUUACACAAUUACAUUUCAUAAAAGCCAGCUCAUUACUUUACACAAUUACAUUUCAUAAAAGCCAGCUCAUUACUUUACACAAUUACAUUUCAUUAACGCUAGCUCAUUUCUCUACACAAUUUGUUCUUUUGUUUUCAUUGAAACCAAGAAUGCAAUGAAAAUUGGUUUUUUAAUCAAUAAUUUUUUCAUAAGCUUGCCACGCAUGCUUGUUGGAGCAUGGAGGUGUUAUUUCAUUAAUUAUUGGUGGAAAUUUCCCUUGUAAAAGUAUUUUAAUUUUGCACUGUUAUGGUAAUGGCCAUGACCCAUUUUUAUUAUUUUUUAAUUUGUCGUAAAUGAUUAAAAUUUAUAGGCAAACACAUAAAUACUAUUUACAAAUGCAUGUUGAACAAUUAUUGGGAAAUUAAUGGGAUGUUAUUCACUUUUUAGGAUCCUAUUUUGGCACAGUGCUUGCCCUUGUCAUCUCUGGUGCUCUAGCUGAAAGCUCAGCUGAUUGGCAGUCCAUAUUUUACAUAUUUGGUGAGUUGAUUUCUCUAGUAUUUCUUUGUAUUCUUCGCUUGUCUGCCUUCUUAUCCCUUGCCUGCUAAUAAAUUUAAAUUCUCAUGACAUUGAGCAAGGCCAAAAGUCCAACCAUUAAUAAAACGAAUCGUUCAGAUAUUGACAUGUUUUUUAGACAUGCCUUAAUAUAAUCCAUACCCUUUCCCUCUGCAGGCUCCCUGGCCAUCAUCUGGUUCCUGUUAUGGGUCAUUCUUGUCACAGAGAGUCCUGCUGGACACCCUGGAAUAACCAAUGCUGAAUUGGACUACAUCCAGACUUCCAUUGGUUUCACUGAGGAGCAAACAAAGGUAGAAAAUUGGGUCAACCAAUCCAUUUUUCAUCCAACAUUUUGGUAAUUCUCUUAUGAGACUGCCAAUGUUUGAGAAAUUAAGUGACAUUUCUGGUUCUGUUCACAGCGUGUGCAUUAUGAGACUGCCAUGUGUAAGGAACUGACUGACAUUUCUGGUUCUGUUCACAGCGUGUACAUCCUCCCUGGCUGCAGAUCAUUAAAUCUGGGCCCGUGUGGGCCAUUGCUGUGGCUCAUUUUGUGGAGAACUGGGGCUUCUACACUUGGCUCACCGAACUGCCCACCUUCAUGACACAUGUGCUCAAGUUUCAAAUUGAAGAGGUGAGACUUGUAUCAGUGAACAAGUGACACUGUCAGGCCUAUAGACAAUAGUGAACAGGUGAUAUUGACUGGUCUGUAGUCAAUAAUGAGCAAGUGAUACUGUCAGGCCUGCACAACAUAUGGCCUGCGGGCCCGCCAGCACUCACUGCGAACUAACGAAAUAUUUUUUAUCUGUAUUAUUUUCUUAAUAGCUUUUCCCUUGUCUUUUGGCCCACACAAGUCCUAUCCUAUAUUCCUGUUGCCCCAAUGAGUUUUUCAUAAAGUAUAACGGCCCGCUUUACAUUUUGAGUUGUGCAGGCCUGCUGUAGACAAUAGGGAGCAAGUGAUGCUGUUAGGCCUGUAGACAAUGGUAAGCAAGUGAUACCAUCAGGCCUACAGACAAUAUUCACACCAAUUUGAAUUUAUUUUUUUUUUCCUUGUUGUUGCUGAUUUAUAUUUUUUGCCUGUCAGGAGAGCACUAAUAGAAAAGUAAGACUCUAAACUACUGUGGCUGUUCAUUUCACUACUACUACCUGUUUGGAAAUAAAGUUCUUGGAGAAGAUUGAAAUAUGAAUAAAGCUAAUAAAUGAAAUACAUUAUUAAUUCUAGAUUUAUGUCUUUUCUAAAUAGAUGCUUCUUAUUCAUUAAAUUCUGUGAUAUUACAUGAGCCCGCAGAACACAUUUUUUGGUUCAUACAUUUGUAUAAUUAUUUGAUGUUGUGUUGUUGUUUUUAUAGUUUAAAUUGGACCAUAAAAGAUCAUCUUAAAUUUUGAAUACAGGUGCCUUCAGUUAAGCAUAGCAACACAAUAUGUUGAAACAGUAAAGUGUACCGCAAGCCAACAUUUUGAAAAGCACUGGUUUAUGUCUGGUGCUGUCUUCUGUUUUCAACAGGGAGGUUUCCUGUCUGCUCUGCCUUACCUUGUGAUGGGCAUUGUCGUUUUCAUGGGAGGGUAUUUUGCAGACGUGCUUCGCUCUUCCUUUAACGUGCCGACCGUUGCUGUGCGCAAAAUUUUUACUUGUGGAGGUGAGAUGUUGGUAUUGUGUACCUGUGGAGGUGAGAUGUUGGUAUUGUGUACCUGUGGAGGUGAGAUGUUGGUAUUGUGUACCUGUGGAGGUGAGAUGUUGGUAUUGUGUACCUGUGGAGGUGAGAUGUUGGUAUUGUGUACCUGUGGAAGUGAGAUGUUGGUAUUGUGUACCUGUGGAUAUGAGAUGUUAAUAUUGUUUUCCUGUAGAGGUGAGACAUUAAUAUUUUGUACCUGUAGAGGUGAGGUGGUCUUUGGCUGUACCUGUGUAGGUGAUUUGUCAAAGUCUUGUAUUUGUUUACUUGAGAUAUUGUUAUAAAACACUUGUAAUUAAAUUGGGGGAACCUGUAUAAAACUUAACAAGCAAGGAAUGAAAUCAUCCCCUACAAACAUGUUCUUCUCAAUUUAUGUUGGGCUCAAACGUAAUGGAACAAAACUGUUUCAAGUAAUGUAUUGUAAUAUUCUGUACAUGUUAUAUUAUGUACAUGUUUUAUUCUGUACUUAUUAUAUACCCUACAUUCUAAUUUAAGUAAAUAUACUGAAAUUAAACAUGACUGAAUGAGGUAUUUUUAUUUUUUUUUGUUUAGCAUUUUUUAUCCAAGCCAUAUUCAUGGUCGCCGCUGGCUACCUGAUGUCCCGUGUGGCUGCUGUCGCCUGCCUGACAGUUGCUGUUGGUGUGGGGGGCUUUGCCUGGGCCGGCUUCAGUGUCAACCACCUGGACAUCGCCCCGCAGUUUGCCAGCAUCCUGAUGGGCCUGUCUAACACCUUUGCCACACUGCCUGGCAUAGUUAGCCCCAGUCUGACCAGUGUCAUCGUCACUGAUCAGGUGAGCCAGUCAGACCAUUCUUACUGUGUUCAACCGUUGUCUCUGUGUCUGUCCAUGUAAGGAAACACAUUAUGGCAUUGAUUAAUACUAUAAAUUAAGAAUAAUUAUAAAAGCUUCUCUUACUAAUGACUAGUGAAACUAAUUCAGAGAAUUUUUACCCAUAAUUUACAGUUUCUCUAACUAAUGACUAGUGAAACUAAUUCAGAAAAUGUUUACCCAUAAAUUACGGUUUCUCUUACAAAUGACUAGUGAAACUAAUUCAGAGACUGUUUACCCACAAGUAACAGCUUGUUGCAACCAUUAUUUAAAACAGUUAUUGCAUGUGCUUGAAAGUAGACAGCCUGUUAAUUUUUGUAUAUUGAAGCUAGACCAAUCAUGUAUAGCAGUGAUGUUCUUGUUAUGACAUAGAUGGUAGUCAAGCAGACUUAAAAAUAUUGCAGCUUCUACAUUGUAAUUAUUGUUCCAUAAAGUAAAGUUUUCAAAUUUUUAGAACCAUCUGGCUUUAACUGAUACAGUUUUGUUUUCUGUGUGUUUUCCAGUCAUCAGCGGGAGACUGGCAAGUUGUCUUCUACUUGACAUCCUGUAUGUACGGCAUUGGAGCUCUUGUAUAUGCAAUACUAGCCGCAGGUGAAACCCAGCCCUGGGCGCAGAUUCCUGCAAGUUAUCAGUCCUACCUGGAUGACCCGGAGGGAGACUGAAGGGCUUGUCAAUCAUCAACUGCUGCUAACUCUUUGUUACCCAUGCUAAAAAAUCUUUUUAAUUUUAAUUGUUUAUCGACUACCAGUUGUUAUGGGCUGGUAGUUGGCAAUAUAUAUUCCUUGUAGUUUAACUGUUGCAUGAAAUGUCUUAGUCUACAAACAAAUUAUUUUUUUCACAAACUUAUUUAUUUAUCAUGACUUUAUAUAUUACAUUUUCUUUGCUAAAAUUUACACGUUGAUUAAUUCAUUUUUAAGAUAUAUAGCAGGGCCAUUCAUAAAUGGCCUUAGCAUUAAUUGUAAAACAGAUAGGAACACUAAAUAAAAUCUCUGAAAUUUAAAAUAAUAAUUCAUCCAUGUUGAAGCACUGAAGAGCUCACAAAUCUUGAGCCAGAGUUGUCUACAUUAAAUCAGAGUUCUGUCCCUGAUGCACAUUUUUCAUUCCGGUAUAUGUUUUUAAUUAAAAUAUAGAUUGCAAUGGCUAUGAUCAAUUUCUAAUUACAAUUUAAUUUCACAUUCCAUUCUGUUAUGAAUACAUUACUUUAUACCAUCGGUCCCAACCUAAAAAGUCUUUUUCAGAAUGAAUUUAGGCCUAGCCUAUGUCUUAAAAGUUAAUGAUGGUAAUGAGUUUUCUGGAGCGGCUGUGGAACCCCUAGAAGCACUGCUUUAUACAAUUAGUGCUGUCGUGGUAAAACUUCAGCUCUCAGUUUUGAACAGACACAAAGGAGCAUAAUCACCCCAAGUGGAGCACAAAAUUGUGCUAGUAAUGACCAGGCUUGAGCAGACAUUAUCCAUUUUAUUUUUAAAAUGUUUAACUUAUACAUUAUGACUUUAUUCCCCUGACCCUCAUGUCUGAGCUCUGCGCCAACCAAAGCUGUCGUCUAGACUAGAUUUCAAAGUGUAGGAAUUUAUUGAAAAAUGUUUACAAAUUACUACACAUGAUCAAUAAUUGCAUGUUUAUCCCCAUAUUUAAAAAAACCCCAGAAAUUGUAUCAAAGCUUCUAAACAAAAUAAUUAACACUGCAGUAGAGCUUUCUCCCCUAUUAAUUGGAGGCCACUUGAAAGGAAACCUCCAACCAAUAUCUAUCCAACAAUUGAGGUCAUGGCCAUCAAACAUUCCUUGGAGAUUAAAUAUGUUUUACUUUAAACCAGUUUUUUUUUAUUUCAUGGUAUGCAUAAGAAUUCAUGAGUAAACAAAAAUGUAUUAUGAUAUGAAUCUUAUGCCCUGUGUUGCAGUAUAAGUCAUAGCUUUCAAAUGAUUAUUUCUUUUGGCCAUGAUGGCACACUAAUCAAAGUAUAGCAUUAACUAAAAGUGUAGAUGAAUGAAAUACUGAUCUAAUUGUUUGGUGAGCACUGGGAUAUAACUUUGUAUCCUAGACCAGUAACUUUCAGUAAGCUUUCUUACAUAACAAACAUAGUGGCCCACUUGCUUACAAUCAAUAUUUUCUUUCACAUAUUUUCUCUCUUUUGCUAAAUAUUUUCUGUGUACUUAUCCGUGAAUUUUAGCAUUAUUUGCAAUUAAUUUUACUGUAGUUAGUAGUAUACACUUUUUAUAUUUUUGUGAACUGUGAUUACAGGUUUAUUU